Molecule: messenger RNA, 1124 nt
Organism: Girardinichthys multiradiatus
Lineage: Eukaryota; Metazoa; Chordata; Actinopteri; Cyprinodontiformes; Goodeidae
Product: B9 domain-containing protein 1-like
Exons: 7
Coding region: 106-741 (211 amino acids)
Biological process (GO): cilium assembly
Cellular component (GO): MKS complex
Source: RefSeq, a predicted model, not a curated record
AAACACGACCGUUGCCUUAGCAACGAGUUUGAAAAAGCUAAGACAUUAGAUUAUCAGCAGGUUUCAUUUAAACAAUAAUUAGCAGAAAUUUGGCUGAGAUUUGUGAUGGAAACAACUGUGUUUCUUCUGACGGUGAACGGACAGAUUGAAGGAGCGAACUUUCCAGACUAUGACAAUUUAUACUGCAAAUAUUGUUACGUCUACGGCCAUGACUGGGCUCCCACCACAGGUUUGGAAGAAGGCAUCACACAGAUAGCCUCUAAAAGCAUCCAGUCUCACAGGUUAAUAUGGAACUUUCCUUUGGAGACAACAUUCAAGAGCACAAAUCCUUCUGGGUGGCCUCAGCUUGUGGUGAGUGUCUACGGACCAGAUGUUUUUGGCAAUGAUGUGGUCAGGGGUUACGGAGCAACACACAUCCCCUUCACACCUGGACAUCUGUUCCCUUUUCUCAGACAUACAAGAACCAUCCCCAUGUUUGUUCCAGAGCCCACGUGGAGGCUUCAAAGGUUCACAGAUUGGUUGUUAGGAUGGCGGCCGGAGUACACCGACCCUAAAGUGGUGGCACAGGGGGAAGGUCGAGAAGUGACAAGGGUUCGAUCUCAAGGUUUUGUUACCGUCUGCUUUCACAUAAUGACCAAAGACAUGAAAAAGAUGGGCUACGACACGGGACCAUCGACCCCAUCAACCGUCCAGUCUGCCAGUUCUGGUUGGUCAACGGAGGUGGAAUCAUAUGCGAAAUAACAUAAGACCUAACCGGGCUACAUAUCAGUUAUCAUCCUGAGUGAGCUCCCAGCAGUCCAGUAUGGACAGAGAACAGAAAAAGUCUUAAAUUUAGGCCUUUUUGAUUUGUCAUACUAGGUCUUAAAUUAUUUGUUAACUCUUACAUUUGUAUGUUUGUAACAGAAAAAUUAGAAAAUGUGGUUUUAAUUGUUCAUCUUUCUUUGAGGAAAGAUUCAUUCAUUGGUCUGAUUUUAAAUACUAGCUGCUGAUUUCGGGUGUUACAUUGUGAGAUGCUCUGUUAUUUACUAAUAGCUCCUUUAUCAUAAUAAGCUGUAUGUUUAGUUAGAUCUGGCUUUCCAUUAGAACCACCAUUGGAAAGGUUUGCUUUAACCUACUUUUUACUG